UUUGGCACGCCCACUCUUGCUGGAGACUCUCUCCCAAGCUUUGGCUUGUCUCGUAAGAUCACUCGGGAAAAGACGACAAGCCGGGAGAGUUGGUGCACGUGACAGAGCCAGACCGCGAAGGACGAAACCAAGCGUUGUUUUCAACUAACUGCGCCGCUAUACACUGAGCAUGAUAUGGUGGGGUGGUGAACGGGUUAUCUGUUUUAUUCAAUACUCGGAAUGAGCACUGGAUCGGCAGACAUUUGCCUCAUGUGGUGCAUGGGGCCAUCGUUCUGUGCGUGCUCUUCAGCAGCCGGUCGGCUAUCUUCAAUGAAAUCAGUCUGAUAAGGACAAGCGCCCGGUUGCUGUCCCCACGCCUUUGAGCAACAAAAAUCGGCGUUGGAGCAUCCACAUGACUAGGCAUCAUUAGUUCGUGCACAAGGCAGGACAGCUCUAGCUGUCAACGGCUUUGAGGAGUGAAGCGCCGCCGCCCAGAGGCUUCCUUAGCCGCCGACUGAUGCAGCGAUGCGGCACCACUGGUUGUUCCUCGGGGCUUGCGGCUGGGUGCUGCUUAUCCUCGUAUUUGUCACCAAGUUUAUUAGCCACAGAGCUGUCGAUGAAUAUGAAGAGCGAGAUGGUGGUCAGAUACCGACUGUGUCGGGAAACACGACAGGGAAGUUUCAGACGCUCACCGGAGGAAAACCGGAUUCACAGAAACCAGAUCAGCAGAGGGAUCAGUCCUCAGCUGCCACUACCAUGUCAGAGUGGGACUCCAUUGUUGAAACGCGACUACAACUGCUCCUCGCUGUAUGUAAGAACAGCAGCCUAAGAAAUUUGACUCACAUCCCCAUCAGCAAGUUUGUCCUGGAUCGCAUCUUUGUCUGCGACAAGCACAACAUCUUGUUCUGCCAGACCCCCAAAGUGGGAAACACACAGUGGAAGAAGGUCCUAAUAGCGCUCAACGGAGCUUUUUCGGGCGUGGAAGAGAUCCCAGAGAACCUCGUCCACGACCAUGAGAAGAAUGGCCUGCCACGCCUCUCAUCACUGACGCCGCAGGAAAUUACACACAGGUUAAAAACUUAUUUUAAGUUUUUCAUCGUGAGAGAUCCAUUCGAACGUCUGAUCUCUGCCUUCAAUGACAAGUUUAUCAAGAACCCCCGCUUUGAGCCUUGGUACCGGCACGACAUCGCCCCCAUCAUAAUCCGCAAAUACCGCCGAAGCCAUCGCGACAGUGACCUGAGAGCGUCCGGCUUACACUUUGAGGAUUUUGUCCGUUACUUGGGCGAUGUCGAAGGCCGCCGCCGCCUGGAUCGUCAGUUCGGCGAACACGUCAUUCACUGGAUGACGUACGCAGAGUUAUGCGCACCGUGCGACAUCCACUACGAUGUCAUCGGCCACCAUGAGACGCUGGAGCGGGACGCCGCCCACAUCCUGCGGAGAGCGGGCAUCGAGGGGCUGGUGUCCUACCCGGCCAUCCCUCCUGGCAUCACACGCUACAACAAAACCAAGAUUGAGCGCCACUUCUCAGGAAUCAGCAAACGGGACAUCAGGCGCCUGUACGCACGCUACCAGGGGGACUUCCACUUAUUUGGAUACCCAACACCUGACUUUCUACUGAACUGACAUGACUGCGUGUCACACAGCUGACAUGGAUUGUCUCGAACAAAUACCAUGUCACUUAUUGAUCACAACAGUCACUCAAAUGCAACUGACCGUCGUUUAGUAGCACUGACAAGCUAGUUUCUGUACACUGUAUGAAUCGUAAGGUUUGAGCUGAUCAAUCAAAUUGAACUUUUCGACAUUUUUUUUUUGUACACGUGAAGAGAAUGUGGUUGAAUGGUAAUAAAGUGAAGAGGCAAAGAGCCUCAUAAUUACUGAAAUCCCGAUGCUUCCAGAUGAGCAAUAUUGCUCCGCUCCACAGUGGAGUCUUUGUUCUAGCGUUCUGAAUGGCAAAAGCUUACUUAUACCAUUCUUUUUAAAUGCUAGUCCCAAGGACCUGGUUUAGCAUUUGAAUGAUAAGAGGCGUAACAUGCAGUGUAGAAAUGAAGGAUAGAAACGUCCUUAAUACAGAUGGAAGUGGGUUUUGCUCUUUUCAAGAACAAUAAAACCACAAACA
This is a messenger RNA of Hippocampus comes (tiger tail seahorse), 2095 nucleotides long. RefSeq names its product carbohydrate sulfotransferase 10-like. The record is from RefSeq and is a predicted model, not a curated record. Bases 505 to 1602 code for a protein of 365 amino acids. The transcript is spliced from 6 exons. Gene Ontology annotation, biological process: carbohydrate biosynthetic process; proteoglycan biosynthetic process. Gene Ontology annotation, molecular function: sulfotransferase activity. Gene Ontology annotation, cellular component: membrane. NCBI's taxonomy places the organism in Eukaryota, Metazoa, Chordata, Actinopteri, Syngnathiformes, Syngnathidae.